GAAUCUGCAACACGUUCCGUUCUGAUCCGUGAUGGACCGACUUCCGUUGUGUCUGGUGCUCCUGGUGGUGGGGAUUUGUUUCUGCCACGCCUACGAGGCUCCUGAGGCCCAGGUGCGCGUGUUCUACCCCAAGGGUUUCGAGGUUUCCAUUCCGGAUGCACAUGGUAUCUCGCUGUUCGCCUUCCAUGGCAAACUAAACGAGGAGUUCGACGGACUGGAGGCUGGGCGAUGGGCACGAGAUAUUCCAAGUGCCAAACGGGGUCGUUGGACCUUUCGGGAUCGUGAAACAAAGCUAAGUCCCGGUGAUACUCUGUACUUCUGGACGUAUGUGAUUUACAAUGGACUGGGUUAUCGACAGGAUGAUGGAGCUCAUGUGGUCAGCGGCUACGAUAACAAAGAAAAUUAAUUUUUUCUUUCGAAAAAAUAAAAGUUUUUAAACAGAGCUUAAAGCUCUAACAGAAUCUUUGUUUAGAGAGCUCGGUCUAAUUAAUCGAGUGCCUCCCUUGGCUUUGAAAGAUUAAAUAAUCUCUUCUCAGUACACCAAGAAAAAAUAGAACUUAUACAUAGAAUUACAAAGAUGCUUAAAAAUCAAAAAAAAAAAAAAACAAAUUUUUCAGACCAGCAACUAACGUACAAUCCUUUUCUCUAUAUCAUCACAUUUAACGUGCAUUUUCUUAACGGUUAAGCAUAAUGUUUUCGAAUCAAUUGAUAUUUAAAUCAAAGGAAUAAUAAUACUUUAAUGUAAAAUCAUAUUUUAUGCACUCUCCGCUCGUCGUCAUUAUCCUCCACCGCUUUUCAUUGUGGCUGUGACGUAUUUAAUUAUUUUCGUUAGUAAAAACACUUUUAUCCAAUGCAAAUUUAUGCACUUUUAAACGCUGUAAUUAAUCAUAAAUAAAACGCGAGGCAUUAAUGGCCAAAUGGAGCGCAGGGCACUGCAAUGCGAUGGUCUGAAAAUUGCGUAAAAUGAAGCUCGCUCUCAAACCAACCGAUAUAAUUUGCUUUAUGCACUGGCAGGAAUGCACGUACUCGCAAACAGCGGCGUUCGUAAAAACAGAAACACAAAACCGUUCAGCAAACAUUUUUUAAGCAAAAUAAAAAAUGUAUAGCUAUAAUUGUUGGUUGCAAUUAUAGAUUAAAUAUCACCUGUUAAGCACAUGCAAAAUUACAUUUUUUAUAACAAAAAUUUAUUGUUACUUUAAAAAUUUUCAUUUUACUCCUACAAUGAGUAUUUUGGUUGAAGAUUUGUAUUGAAUUUCUUAAUUCGGGUAAUAAACGUAAUGCAAAGUACAUAUUACAAAGGAAAUAGGUUAUUAUUAAGGUAAUAAAACGUAUGUAUAUCUUAACAAAA
This is a messenger RNA of Drosophila ficusphila, 1348 nucleotides long. RefSeq names its product gram-negative bacteria-binding protein 3. The transcript has a single exon. The record is from RefSeq and is a predicted model, not a curated record. Gene Ontology annotation, molecular function: carbohydrate binding. The coding region runs from base 32 to 406 and encodes 124 amino acids. Lineage: Eukaryota; Metazoa; Arthropoda; Insecta; Diptera; Drosophilidae.